GAAUGAAGUAGCCAGUUGGAAGAUUUGUGUUAGAGAAAAUGAAGAAAUAGCAUUAUUAAUAAAAAGACUCAAAAAUAGACAACUAGAAGUAAAACUUACCUAUGAGGCCCAAAGUGCUUAA
Molecule: messenger RNA, 121 nt
Organism: Cetraspora pellucida
Lineage: Eukaryota; Fungi; Glomeromycota; Glomeromycetes; Diversisporales; Gigasporaceae
Source: the annotation of a GenBank genome assembly